This is a messenger RNA of Botrytis cinerea B05.10, 1423 nucleotides long. RefSeq lists its product as hypothetical. The transcript has 3 exons. The record is from RefSeq and is a predicted model, not a curated record. Gene Ontology annotation, cellular component: membrane. NCBI's taxonomy places the organism in Eukaryota, Fungi, Ascomycota, Leotiomycetes, Helotiales, Sclerotiniaceae. Bases 269 to 1306 code for a protein of 345 amino acids.
GGCAAUUUCAGAAUCCGUCUGCAAUUGAAUCUAAUAUCGAUGCUGCCCUUACUUAUUAGGUAAUCGUGUUGUCUGAAAAUAUGUCAGCCAUACAUACCACAAUGACGUUGUUGAUUGGCUCCCCACGAAUAGCCACAAUAUCAACACUGCACUCAUUGUUCUUCGAAAUUGUGACAUUCGACAUUUCAAAGCACCAUCUUCCUGCCUACCACUCACUAAACUUCUCCCAACAGUCUUUAACAAGAAUUGAUAUAUAGUUUGAGCCACCAUGAAGGCGGCUAUCGCUAUUCCGGUCACUCUGGCUAUGGUGUAUAGAGCUGGAUCGCACAAAAGUUUAACUCCUGCCGGCAUUGUUGCAGCUGUUUUCACAGCUGCCGCACACGCUUUACAUCCUUGGAAUUUGCCCUUUGCGCUUUUGAUCAUAUUCUAUCUCAUUGGCACAAGAGUUACUAAGGUCAAACAUGAUGUCAAGGCUAAGCUAACGGUGCAAUCCACCGGGUCUGCUGGAGGCGAAGGAGCUCGUACUCAUACGCAAGUUAUUUCGAAUUCUGCCGUUGCCUCUGUUCUUACCCUUAUGCACGCAUAUCAACUACACAAACGAGAGAACGAACCAGAUUCGUCUAACGGCGCGUGUUACACAUGGGGUGGUGAUCUUCUUGUAGUGGGAAUAAUAGCAAAUUACGCAGUUGUUGCGGCGGACACAUUUAGCUCGGAACUUGGAAUUCUAUCUUCAGCCCACCCACGGCUUAUUACAUCCCCGACUCUGCGAAAAGUACCACCGGGAACAAAUGGAGGUGUUACGGUUUGGGGUCUUGUGGCAGGCCUACUAGGUUCUCUUAUCAUAGCUACUGUUUCUAUGGCUCUGGUACCAUUCUGUAGCCCUAAAGAAUUUGCGGAAAAUGGAUGGUCCUUCUUACAGCGACAACGAUUUACCUAUGCGUUGACCAUAUGGGGAGCUCUUGGAAGUGUGGUGGAUAGCUUCUUAGGCGGUUGGUUCCAGAUGAGCGUUGUGGAUACAAGGACUGGACGUAUCGUAGAAGGACAAGGUGGAAAACGCGUAUUGGUAGUUGCGGGUGAUCCUAUCGGUCUGCACCAGGGAAAGAGCAACCAGCCCGAUGCUUCCAAAACUCCACUUAAGUCCAGUCUCAAGCCUGGCCACCCAAGUCGAAUCAUUGAGAACGGAUAUUUAAACAUCCUUGAUAAUAAUGAGGUCAAUUUUCUUAUGGCAUUGACUAUGAGCUUGGGAGCUAUGGGUAUUGCAAGUUGGGUAUGGAAUGUCCCAUUUUCAAGCAUUUAUACUUUUUAAGGGACGGUGUGCCUACGGUUUUGAUCAAAACCAGCUGUAAUAAUGUACGCAUAGAUUCUAGAUGAAUGAUAUUUAAACAUAUUUUUUUCUCUCAAUGCUUCAUAGCAGGUUAUGGCA